Molecule: messenger RNA, 153 nt
Organism: Sphaeroforma arctica JP610
Lineage: Eukaryota; Ichthyosporea; Ichthyophonida
Exons: 1
Source: RefSeq, a predicted model, not a curated record
GCCGUGAUCCUCUACGGCACCAAUACACGGACGACGAGUAUGCCUCUAGUGAAAGCGAUUCCUACGGCGAGCCUACUAUGGGCACAGAAGGACUUCCACUACCCCAUGCACUUGAUAAGGAUGUCAAGGGAGCCAUUCUUGAAGGGGACCUAG